AGAAACAGGAGGGAUGACACACCUACCUGUGUGUCACGGGGACUUUCUGAAAGCAGCACUUAUUAAAGCUAAUCUGCAUUGGCUCACCAGUUCAGAGAUCACAGUUUGCUCCCACUGAAUCCCUGAAGAAGGAAGCUAAGAGAAACCAGCAUGCCUACCAGUCUGUGUGGAACAUGGGACAUGAUCAGCAAUGUCAACUUCGAUGGCUACAUGAGUGCACUUGGUAUCAGUGUUCAUUUGAGAAAGAUUGCCCUGCGGCUGAAGCUGAGAAAGGUGAUUGAGCAGCAUGGAGACCAGUAUAUCGUCAAAACUCUCAGCACCUUCAGAAACUACGCCAUCUCCUUCAAAAUCGGUCAAGAGUUUGACGAGUUCACAAAGGGACUGGACAACAGGCACAUCAAGUCAACAGUGACAUGGCAGGGGAAUAAAGUAAUGUGUGAGCAGAUUGGAGAGAAGAAGAACCGAGGCUGGGCUCACUGGGUUGAAGGCGACAAGCUCCAUCUGGAACUCCACUGUGAUGGAGAAGUCUGCAAGCAGGUGUUUAAGAAGAGUGCAAACAAGUAAAGAGGAAGGAGAUGUUUAAGAAGAAUUCGUUCAGUGCUGCAAGAUGGCAUGCGUCCCAUCCACAACUGCUGACCCUGGAGAAAAUAAAGCCACACCAGUCUAGAGACAGGCAGGGACUCUGGGGCUUUUUCAAACUUACGCCACUAGAUAGCACCACUGCACCACUUUUACACUACAUACUGAAGCUACAUUCAAGCUUAUAAGAUGAAGCAUCAGGAUGUUUCGUAACUUGUUUCAGCUGGCUGAAAACAGAUUAAAGGUGCUUUUGUUUUUUCUCUUGUUCAAAAUUUCUCCUUGAGAGCUGUUCUGUUCAGUUUGCAUUUAUUGUUUCAAUAGUGUAUUUUCCAUAGACAUGUAAAAUACACAAAAAUGAGAUCCAUUUUUUUACGAUUUGAAU
Messenger RNA from Poeciliopsis prolifica (blackstripe livebearer), 961 nucleotides. It is a transcript of the gene rbp7a, whose product is annotated as retinol binding protein 7a, cellular. Gene Ontology annotation, biological process: fatty acid transport. The record is from RefSeq and is a predicted model, not a curated record. NCBI's taxonomy places the organism in Eukaryota, Metazoa, Chordata, Actinopteri, Cyprinodontiformes, Poeciliidae. Gene Ontology annotation, molecular function: fatty acid binding. The transcript has 4 exons. The coding region runs from base 151 to 564 and encodes 137 amino acids. Gene Ontology annotation, cellular component: cytosol; nucleus.